Molecule: messenger RNA, 1032 nt
Organism: Punica granatum (pomegranate)
Lineage: Eukaryota; Viridiplantae; Streptophyta; Magnoliopsida; Myrtales; Lythraceae
Source: RefSeq, a predicted model, not a curated record
AUGGCGGAAGGGGAUCAUGUCGAUAUUCCCGAAGAGGUCAACCCCUCGGUCCCGACUCUCUCUCCACCACCGCAAACACACGCUCCACUGCCUCUCACUCCUGCAGGCGUACUCCCGGUGUACUCCGGCGCUCUCCCAACACAUCUCCCGCCCUCGGCGUCUUCGGGGGCGCCUCCGCCACCAGCCUCACCAACUUCCGCCGCCACCAAUGACCAAGCCUGCAUAGCGGCUCUCGAGGGCACGGUCAAUCAAAUGGCCACUAACAUGGCGGAGCUACUCGCCCUGCUCAGAGGACCUAACCGGGCCCCCUCGAGUUCCACACCCCCGCCGGGACCGGGGCCAACAGUCGAUCCAACCCCGUGGGCUCCGCCGGUCCAAGCCCAGGAGAACGUUGAGGCUCCCGCACCGCCAACGCUGUAUACGUCCACGGUCCACCCCUUCACCACUCAACUUCCGCCGCCACCGGCCCCCUCGGUAGUCCCUCCUCCGCCGGCUACCUUUCUAUCCUCGGAGCACGUCCUGUCCGCACCUCCGCCCGUUUCCAUACCGGCUCCGGCUAUGGCCUACUCGGUACCUCCGCCGGUGGUUUUCCCGGUGUCCACUGCAUCUGCUCCGACUCAUCUCCAAGCCGCGGAGCUCCCUUCUUAUCCGUCUUUACAUCCUCACGUCGGCCUCUCCUACCAGGCGCCGCCCCUCAUAGACACCACCUUCCACGAACCGGGCAUGCCGACUCAUGCAGCCCAGUUCGCCUCGCCGACGCAUUUCUUCCCCGAGGCUGACACCGAACAGGAACGAAGGCUCAAGAAGAUGGAAGAGACGAUAAGGGCCCUACAAGCGGGGGAGGGCGAAGGCGAGCAAGGUUGUUCCUCCCCCUUCGUGAUCGAGUACAUACCCGCAGAAGCCGCAGUUGGGUUCACCGGGAUUGACGCACCUCUUGCCCCGCUCGUCAUAGAUAUUCCCGCCCGAGAACCAUACUCGGACGACAAGGUCCCCUGGACCUAUGAAGGGGGUGUCGGGAGCCUCGAGCAAUAA